AUGUUCAAAUCCUGCAACUACUGCCGGCACAGGAAGAAGAAGUGUGCUUUGGAAGGCCCGUGGGCUAGCCGUUGCACGGAAUGCGAGCACCUAGACCUGAUCUGUGAGUUUAGUCGGCGUCAACCCAGCCAGAAACGUCGUCAAACCUCCCAGCGCAUAGCAUCGAGAGUCUCGGCUGCCGCUGCGGUGUCAACACCGAGGGUGAACGGGGACCGUCCAUGGGCCAGUACGGGAAGUGUUGUAUCGGUUGUCAAAGAUGGUGAUAGUCAGGUGAACCCUGCGGACACCAAUUAUCCCCAUGGGCAGAAGAUCAUUCUGAAAGAUGACGCCCCACUUGUGUUCAACUCGACGGCGAAAGUGUAUCGGAACUACGUACAACCACUGACUCCAUUUGUACCAUCCGAGAUGAUCCACGAGCUAAACGAGAACUGGGAUCCAAUACUACAGCAAUGUGUUGAGCUAGCUGCUGGUAUCUGGUUGCAUACCGUGCCACAAGCAGCCGUGCCACAACAGGCUGGUCAUGCGUUGAAAUCUAUAACGCAAGGCGAUAUGACUCUACCGUGCCUCACUGGCGUUCUUCUGAUGAUUCUCCGAUUUCCUGUUGAUAGUGAUUGCAUACAGUGGGUAAGUCAUCGGUUGAGCCUCGUGUCUUCUUCUCCUCGGUAUUAA
Messenger RNA from Penicillium daleae, 669 nucleotides. RefSeq names its product Zn(II)2Cys6 transcription factor domain-containing protein. The coding region runs from base 1 to 669 and encodes 222 amino acids. Gene Ontology annotation, biological process: regulation of DNA-templated transcription. The record is from RefSeq and is a predicted model, not a curated record. Gene Ontology annotation, molecular function: DNA-binding transcription factor activity, RNA polymerase II-specific; zinc ion binding. NCBI's taxonomy places the organism in Eukaryota, Fungi, Ascomycota, Eurotiomycetes, Eurotiales, Aspergillaceae. The transcript has a single exon.